ACUAUGGUAACUAAGAGAAACAAAACAAAAUGGCCGGUCUACCGAGAGAAGUAUUAAAGUGGCUGCAAUCUUUGGAUUUAACUUGGCAAAUACAAAAUGCUAAAUGGGAUCUAUCAAACGGAUAUUUGCUUGGCGAGAUAUUUUCAUGGUACUAUCCAAAUCAAAUCUAUCUUCAUUGUUUCAACAAAGGAUCAUCUUAUAGUAAGAAAUCAUUGAAUUGGGAUUAUCUUAAAGAUUUUUUUAGAAAGCAUAAGAUAAACCUACCAAAUGAACUAAUAGAGGGAACCAUUCAUUGUAAGGAAGGAGCAGCUAAUUCCUUGAUAAAUUUUCUUUACGAAAUGCUUACAAACAGACAAGUCAAAAGAUCUGCCCGCGAAUGUGAAAUUGACUUUUCUGAUAGAUCUUAUCAAUUGAGAUUGCCUAUGCACGCUAGAUCAACUGCAACAAAAUCCGUUAAAAACAACAUAUCUAAUACUGAAAUUUUGGCCUACCAUAAUAUAAUUAGUGGACAGCAGCAGGCUCAGUACAUUAUAAAUAGACAUUUGGAGGUGAGAAAACUUGAAAGAUUAGAAAAUCCGAAAAGAUUUGGAAAGAAAUUAGGAUUAGGUGAAUUGGCACCGAGGAAACCUCUUCCUCCAGUUGAACAAGCUACUCCCGAAUGUACAGCAGAGAAUCCAACAAGAGAGUCGACUGCAACGUCUAAAAAAGGUGGUAGCGCGAGAAGUAGUAAAUUAGCAUCUGAUGGAGGGAUAAGCAAAACCCGCAAUUCGGUAACAUUUAAGGAGGUGGACGUUAAACAACUUGGACGAUUAAAUCAUUAUCAACAACCCGUUAUCGGAUACUAA
This is a messenger RNA of Dimorphilus gyrociliatus, 845 nucleotides long. NCBI's taxonomy places the organism in Eukaryota, Metazoa, Annelida, Polychaeta, Dinophilidae. The record is from the annotation of a GenBank genome assembly.